AUCAACAAUGGCGUCCCCGAAUUGGUGAUCCGCGGGGCCUAAACCAUGUCGAAAACGGGGGCUCUUCAUGGCCCAAAACAUGGCGGCGCCCAUGAACCCAUAGAUGAAGCUCAAACUUAUCGUCUUCAAACUACACAUCGAAUUCACGAUGUCUGUGUCAAAGAAUCUACCUCGGAAGUGCCAUGUCUCGAAACUCAUUCGUUCGUUUCCUCCAUGUCUUUGUUACCAGACACCCUUCCGCUCGACGAUGGCGUCGGUUGUGAGGAAAUGUCGACGAUGGCGAUGGAGGAAGACGAUUGUGUGGCCAACCUCCCCGAAGCUGAAGAAGAAGAAGGAGAUGCAAAUGCACUUUCUCAAGGUGGGCUCGAUAUUGUCGUUUCGGGUUCUGACGGUCAUCUCAACUGGUUGAAAUCGAAGGAUUUUCAGCUUCAUAAGGUAUUGACUGAAGGAGACGGUAUGGAUUUCCAGGGUAAUACGAUCAGUAUUCUAGAGCGUCCUGCUUUGAAUUUGGACGGAAAAGAUUCCAGCUCGGUCCUGGACUCCUCCCUCUUUACUGUAAUUGGUUCCGACUCGGAGCUUCCAGAUAAUUUACAGGACUUGGUGUUUUCAUCAGCUUUACCAGACGCUACUGAUGAGAGUGUGAGAUCUUCCUUAAAAUCUCAAGCCGUAGCCGUAAGUGAUGUGCAAUGUUUUACAGUUGGUUCGUAUCCGUUAGUUUCUACGACUGGUCAGUAUCACAGUACCGGUCAGAGUUUUGCUGUGGAUGGCUCAAGUGAUAUUGCUAACAAUCUCUUUCAUUCUGACUCUCUCGAAGAUUCUCAUGCAUCUGCCGCCAUCUCAACACCGGCAUCUUGUAACAGUAUCGGAGACCCCCAUAACAUUUUACUGUCUGUUCCAAGCAACUGUGUGAAUGACAACUUUGAACACUUUUCAGCAGGUAGCUCUGACUACCCAGUGUCAGAGUUUGCUGUUGAAAAGCAAGCUGUUGCUUGUGAUGAAAGUCAUCAGUUGUUUUCAUCUGGCACCCAUUCAUCGCUACCAUCUCUUCAUGUGUCAGGGGUGUCUGUCAGCACUCCCUCUGCUAGUCUUUCGAAUCUCGGUGAUACAAGUGAGCUCAAUCUGAACAGCUUGCCAAAUUUUUUAGGUCUGGAUAACGGCUCAUCAAAUCCAUCCAUCAGCACACUUCUCGAUGGCCAGUCCAUUAAUUUGUUAGACUCAUCAUCAGUGUCAUCAGUACCUCCGGACCAAGCAUUGAUCAAAACUGAGUACUUACAACAGCCACAAGGAGUCUCCACUGAUCUCACUGGUUCAGACAUCAGUGUCACAACCAUUUCUAUCUCGAAUGAUGAUAAAAAUGCUACAAAAAUCAUGGUGAACACGAACCAAGGACAGCCUCAGAUGUAUGUUAUAAACACAACAAAUCUGAGUUCCAGUGAGAGCACAAAAUCAAUGCUAGGCCAGGGACAGCAAAUGUAUGUGAUCAACACUUCAGACGUUAACCAGAAUCCGUUGCUUUCUCAAAUGACGGAAGGAGCGGGGAAUGUCAAAGCGGAAGUUGUAAAUGACUCUGGACAGAUCCUUUCUGCAAGUGCAAGCAAUGCUAGUGCUGAAAACAAUUUUGCUGCAGCAGCAGUGGGAGAAAUUCCAGCAGGGUUUAUACUUGUUCCAGUGGUUGAUAAUGCGGCAAACGUUAUACAGACUGUUUCAGUCCAGGGUGCGGAGGAAGAUGCAAACUUGAAGAAAUCUCAGAAAAAACUGUUGAGGUGUUCAGAACCAGGCUGUAUGAAGACUUUCAAGAAAGCGUCAAAGCUGAAGGUUCAUGAAAUGCUGCACACAGGAGAAAGACCAUACAAGUGCACUCUUUUGGGAUGUGAAUGGGCUUUCACGACUCCUCAUAAACUGAAACGGCACAUGGACUCUCAUGAAGGUCGCAAGGAUUUUGUGUGCGACCACCCAGGAUGUGGCCAUAAGUUCACCACGGUGUACAACCUGAACACACAUCGCAAGCUCCACGAGCGCCCGUGCACUGAGCCGUGUCCGGAGGCUGGCUGCAACAUGAGCUUUCCGACGAAACGACAGCUGGAUUUGCACCUGCGAAACGUUCAUGAUUACGAGGACCGUACGUUCAAAUGCCCCCACCCGGGCUGCGAGAAAGUGUUCUUCUCCUCUAGCUGUAUGGGCUCCCACAUGCGCGUGCACCAGCAGAGCGUGGAGGAUCUGCGCUGCAAGUUCCCCGGCUGCGGCAAAAUUUUUGCCCGCAUGUGCCGACUGAAGCAGCACGAGAGACUGCACACCGGGGAGAAACCGUUUAUUUGUGAUUACGAGGGCUGCACAUGGGCCUUUGCCACUGCCAGCAAACUGAAGAGACAUCAGACGAGACACACGGGUCUGCGGCAGUGGGUGUGUGAGGUGUGCAAGAAGUCCUUCCACCGCUCGGAGCAUCUCAAGGGUCACCUCAUCACGCACAGCGGGAGCAGGCCGUUUGUUUGCCCGGUGGAGGGUGAGUUUUUCUCAUGGAUUCUUUAACACUUUGCCGCCG
This is a messenger RNA of Aplysia californica (California sea hare), 2539 nucleotides long. RefSeq names its product zinc finger protein 143. The transcript has 7 exons. The coding region runs from base 46 to 2526 and encodes 826 amino acids. NCBI's taxonomy places the organism in Eukaryota, Metazoa, Mollusca, Gastropoda, Aplysiida, Aplysiidae. Gene Ontology annotation, cellular component: nucleus. Gene Ontology annotation, biological process: regulation of transcription by RNA polymerase II. Gene Ontology annotation, molecular function: transcription coregulator activity. The record is from RefSeq and is a predicted model, not a curated record.